AUGUUAUCCACUCGUGCAGUCGGCCUCAGCUCUCCUUUGCGUCAAGCCAUACUAGGACGCGCGCUGGUCCGCUCGCCGGUCGCACUUGCAAAACGCUCUGUACAAACCGAAUCCCUACCUCCCUCGGCCGCCGUCGAUAUUCUGAAUCAGCAACGUCUUCGUCGACCAAGCAGCCCCCACUUCACCAUCUACCAACCGCAAAUGACAUGGAUUCCGUCAAUCUUCCAUCGUGCAACCGGUGGUGCCCUUAGCGCAUUGCUUUACGCAUUUUCUCUGGCCUACGUUGUUGCCCCGGGCACCUUUGACUCGGCUCAUGUCGUUGAAUUCGUGGCUGGCAUGCCUGAUGCGGUCAAAUAUGCAGGAAAAACUCUCCUUGCCGCUCCUCUUCUCUUCCAUUCGUUCAACGGUGUUCGUCAUCUGGGCUGGGAUAUGCUCAAGUUCAUGAAUGUCAAAGGAAUGUAUCAGACAGGCUAUACCGUCCUUGCAGCUACCGCCAUUGGCACGGUUGGCCUAGUUCUGAUGUAA
Molecule: messenger RNA, 525 nt
Organism: Mycena indigotica
Lineage: Eukaryota; Fungi; Basidiomycota; Agaricomycetes; Agaricales; Mycenaceae
Product: Cytochrome B subunit of succinate dehydrogenase
Exons: 5
Coding region: 1-525 (174 amino acids)
Biological process (GO): mitochondrial electron transport, succinate to ubiquinone; tricarboxylic acid cycle
Cellular component (GO): membrane
Molecular function (GO): succinate dehydrogenase activity; electron transfer activity
Source: RefSeq, a predicted model, not a curated record